CUGCAGAGGGCCCUGUCUGCCUGUCUCCCUCCCACUGCCCCCGGACGGACGGCGAAAUGUCCCGUGGGUCCAGCGCCGGCUUCGAUCGCCACAUCACCAUCUUCUCCCCCGAGGGGCGUCUCUACCAAGUGGGUUUUUGUCUGUGAAGCCCUGAUGGAAAGCCCUUGAGAAGUGCCAGCACCUCCCUCUCUCUUCUUCCAUUUACCGAUUGCUGUCUCCGGUUGCAGAAUAUGCCUUCAAAGCCAUCAGCCAGGGGGGGCUGACCACCGUGGCCGUGAGGGGGGAGGACUCUGUGGCCAUGGUCACCCAGAAAAAAGUGCCGGAUAAGCUCCUGGAUCCCAGCACGGUCACCAACCUGUAUCGCUUGACGGAGACCAUCGGCUGCGCCAUGACUGGCAUGAGCGCCGACGGCCGGUCCCAGGUGCAGCGCGCCCGGCACGAGGCUGCCAAGUGGAAGUACAAGAAGGGCUACGAGAUCCCGGUGGCGAUGCUGUGCCGGCGCAUGGCUGAUAUCUCCCAGGUCUACACGCAGAACGCCGAGAUGAGACCCCUGGGCUGCUGUAUGAUCCUGAUCGGGAUCGACCAGGAACUGGGGCCCCAGCUGUUUAAAUGCGACCCAGCGGGCUACUACUGUGGCUAUAAAGCGACCACUGCUGGGGUGAAGCAGACCGAAGUUAACAGCUUCCUGGAGAAGACCUUGAAGAAGAAACAGGGCUCACCUGUGGAUCCUGUAGAGCUGGCGAUUACUUGCUUAUCAACGGUCCUCUCCAUGGACUUCAAGGCCAGUGAGAUUGAAGUGGGGAUAGUAACAUCAGAGCAUCCCCAAUUCCGGACACUGAGCGAGUAUGAGAUCGAGCGUCACCUGGUCACCAUCGCAGAACGGGAAUGACCUCAAUAACCACUGAGUCCUUCAGGACAAGAAACCACUUCUGAAAGGGACCCCUCAAAAGCCUGGAUCUUAGUUAUCACAUUAACAUGUGGAUUCCCCCACAGUAAUCCACUUACAGCAGGGCUAAUGUCAUGAUAGCCUGCAGUGCUUUUUAAAAUGUUUAAUUUAGAA
This is a messenger RNA of Dermochelys coriacea (leatherback sea turtle), 1060 nucleotides long. Its product is annotated as proteasome subunit alpha type-6-like. The transcript is spliced from 7 exons. Bases 299 to 889 code for a protein of 196 amino acids. NCBI's taxonomy places the organism in Eukaryota, Metazoa, Chordata, Testudines, Dermochelyidae. Gene Ontology annotation, cellular component: proteasome core complex; cytosol; proteasome core complex, alpha-subunit complex. The record is from RefSeq and is a predicted model, not a curated record. Gene Ontology annotation, biological process: ubiquitin-dependent protein catabolic process.